This is a messenger RNA of Babesia bovis T2Bo, 1296 nucleotides long. RefSeq names its product putative 26s proteasome aaa-ATPase subunit Rpt3. Gene Ontology annotation, molecular function: ATP hydrolysis activity; ATP binding; proteasome-activating activity. NCBI's taxonomy places the organism in Eukaryota, Apicomplexa, Aconoidasida, Piroplasmida, Babesiidae. Gene Ontology annotation, cellular component: proteasome regulatory particle, base subcomplex. The transcript has 6 exons. The record is from RefSeq and is a predicted model, not a curated record. Gene Ontology annotation, biological process: proteasome-mediated ubiquitin-dependent protein catabolic process. The coding region runs from base 47 to 1246 and encodes 399 amino acids.
AGCACAUUUUAAUAUUUUAAAUAAAUAAAUAUACAUAUAUUUACUGAUGUCCAAUAUGGGAACUAAGUAUCUGCCCAUAAAGAUGUCGUCUACACAGGAGGAUCUUUACACAAAGCUGAAACAGCUGGAAAAGCAACUUGAUUUAUGUGAAACUCAGGAGAACUAUGUUAGGGAAGAGUACAAAAAUUUGAAGCUGGAGAUGAUACGUGCUCGAGAGGAGAUUAAGAGAAUCCAGAGCGUCCCGCUUGUUAUUGGCCAAUUUCUCGAUAUGGUUGAUAAAAACCACGCAAUUGUAUCGUCGACGGCUGGAUCGAACUAUUACGUUCGUAUCCUGUCUACAAUCAAUCGAGAGCAGCUCGUGCCAAACACCAGCGUGGCUCUCCACCGACAUAGCCACAGUAUCGUUGAUUUGCUACCUCCAGAAGCUGAUUCUUCAAUUCAGAUGAUGCAAAUAUCGGAUAGGCCAGAUGUAUCGUAUGCGGACAUUGGUGGGCUAGAUGCCCAAAAGCAGGAGGUUCGUGAGGCAGUGGAACUGCCUCUUACAUGCCCAGAAUUGUACCAUCAAAUUGGUAUAGACCCACCUGUAGGAGUAUUGCUUUAUGGCCCGCCAGGUACUGGUAAAACAAUGCUGGCCAAGGCGGUUGCACAUCACACUGGCGCCAGCUUUAUACGCGUUGUCGGAAGCGAAUUUGUACAGAAGUAUCUUGGAGAAGGGCCAAGGAUGGUGAGAGAUAUCUUCCGAUUGGCCCGCGAGAAUGCACCUGCCAUUCUGUUCAUCGACGAGGUUGAUUCUAUUGCUACAAAGCGUUUCGAUGCGCAAACUGGCGCUGACAGGGAGGUACAGCGUAUAUUGUUGGAGUUAUUGAACCAGAUGGAUGGUUUCGAUCAGAACGCUGCUGUAAAGGUUAUAAUGGCUACUAACAGGGCUGAUACAUUGGACCCUGCGUUACUGAGACCAGGGCGAUUGGAUAGGAAAAUUGAAUUCCCACUGCCUGACAGAAGGCAAAGAAGAUUAAUAUUCCAGACAAUCACUAGCAAGAUGAACCUUGCAAGUGACGUAGACCUUGAAAGCUUCGUUGCUAGACCAGAGAAGGUAUCUGCAGCUGAUAUCGCCGCCAUUUGUCAGGAAGCUGGUAUACAGGCGAUUCGUAAAAACAGAUAUGUCGUGACGAACAGGGACUUUGAGAAGGGAUGGAAGCGACACAUCAGGAAGCACGACAGAGAUUACAUCUUCUACGGCAUAUAGCCGAGUGUCACUGCCCCAAUAACUGUAGCAAUGUAGAUAAAGUGCAUUAU